Molecule: messenger RNA, 7109 nt
Organism: Centropristis striata (black sea bass)
Lineage: Eukaryota; Metazoa; Chordata; Actinopteri; Perciformes; Serranidae
Gene: peak1
Product: pseudopodium-enriched atypical kinase 1
Exons: 7
Coding region: 598-6324 (1908 amino acids)
Biological process (GO): protein phosphorylation
Molecular function (GO): protein kinase activity; ATP binding
Source: RefSeq, a predicted model, not a curated record
UUUUGGUGUUCCUUGUAAAAAAUGCGCGUCCCCGCGCUUCUCCCGGCCUGCCCAGUCUCCCAGCGCGCGCGCCCCCGCGGCAGGCUGGUGGAAAAAGCUGCAGCGGCUGUUACCGGAUCCACCGGAGAGAGAGCUGGCACCGAGCGGACUACACACACACACACACACACACCGAACACACACGGAUAUUUCCUUGUUCUCGUACCGGGGACCGAGCCUCGAACCGGGAUUUAACGGGUCCGGGAGGCGCAGCGGCGCGCGGAGCCUCCAGCAGCGGAACGCAGAAGAAGCUGCAGCCUGCAGACGCCCCGCGGCCUCCACUCACUCUGAUCUGGGACUCUGAGGACUCUGAGGACUGUGAGGACUGUGAGGACUGUGAGGACUGUGAGGACCUGGAGCUGCUCAGCCUGCCAGGAUCCAGAGGAAGGUUUUGUCUUGUCACUGUCGGACUUCAUGGCUGCCUGAUUCACUGUGCCACAUCUGAGGCCUGAACAAAGUUCAUCGUUGUGGUUCUGCAGCCGGUUCCUGUAGCCUGCAGCUUCAUGGAGGGGUUUCCUGUCCACUGACCUCGCAGGCCGCCUCACCGGACCAGCAGCCAUGUCCGCCUGCAGCACCUUCACCGAGCACGUGUGGAAACCAGGCGAGUGCAAGAACUGCUUCAAGCCCAAGAGUCUGCACCGUCUGGCUCAGAGCGGCGUGGAGAAGUCUGAGCCGAGGCCUCAGCAGCAGCAGAACCCUGUCCCUCCCGCCGGGGCCAGGGCCAACAGCAACCUCAGCAUCGGCUCCCAGAGGGCCGGCAGCGGCUCCGCCCGCUCCGGUCACUUCCGUCCGCCGGUGGCCAAGAAGCCGACCAUCGCGGUGAAGCCCACCAUGAUGCUGCCCUGCUCCUCCGCAGGUCUGGACUCGGACGGAAACCUGCAGCGACCGCCAAACGUGUUGGAGCACGGCAAGACGUCCGCCUUCACGGUCUGGAACCGUAACGGACUGAACCGAAAGAGGCCCGGUGGACCCAGCAACAACAACAACGAGGGAGAGGACGGCAGCGAGGAGAUAGAAGGUUACGGCCCGCUCAGCCCGCGGACCCCGAGUGGGAAUAACAACAACAGCGGACUGACGGACGUCCUCAAAGAGAUCGCUGGGUUAGGACCCGGCCCCAGCUCCAACCCCCUUUUGGGUUCCAAGGACUUGUUUUGGGGACGAAUCAGUAGUUCGUACCGCCGGUCUUUGGAAAGAGGCCUCCCAGCCUCCAGCUGCCUCGCCAUGGGAAGCAGCAGUGGUGGUGGCGGUACUGGUGGCGGUGGCGUUGUUGGUGCUGCUCAGAAACGGGUAUCCCUCAGUGAUAGCUCCGAGGUUAUCAGCGCGGAGGGCGGUCGGUUUUGCUACCCCGAGUUUUCCAGCGAGGGUGAGGAUGAUGAGGACGACGAGGACGAUGAGGACGACGACACUGAAAGAGAUGAAGAUGAGGAGCACGAGAGCUGGGAUGAGAGUGAUGAGGAGUUACUGGCCAUGGAGAUCCGGAUGCGUGGCCAACCGAGGUUUUCAAUCUUCCGCGCCGCCACUUUGUCUCCGGUGCCCUUCGCCGCGGGGAAGAAGUGGAACACCGUGCCGCUCCGUAACCGCUCGCUGCAGCGGAUCUGCGCGGUGGACUACGACGACAGCUACGACGAGAUCCUGAACGGAUACCCCUCCAUGGACUCCAACGGAGCUCUGCCUCCCUACGACGUGCAGGGCAGCGGCUUCCUGUCCAACUCGGAGUCGACCACUUCCCCGGAGUCCUCGUCGUCUCAACCGGAGGAUUCUCGGACCACGUCCAGCAGCGGCAGCAGCGCCCCCUGUCCUCUACGAAAUGGUCUUCAUUCUCCCACUUCCCCGAAGGCGGCGCCCGUCCCCUGCACGUCUCCUCCCAGAAAGGAGGCCGUCCACAGAGCGCUGAGUCCGCUCAAGGUGACUGAAACACACAAGGCGGUGCUCGCCAUUAGAUUAGAAGACCAGGACGGCAGAGAAGGCCUGCCCAUGCCCCAGGCCCUCCCGGGUCAGCCGGUCACCAUCAGCUUCAGCCCCACGGAGGAGCAGGCUAAACCGUACCGCGUGGUCAACCUGGAGAAGUCUCUGAUCUGUAAGCCGUACACUGUGGUGGACGUGUCGGCAUCUAUGGCCAACAAAGAAGAACAAACUCCAGACUCCGCGCCAAAACCCCAAAACCUGUCGAUGCCCUCCAGCCCCACAUCGUUCUGCAGCACUCCUCUGGGUCAGCCUCUGUCUCCAGCCUCCCCUCUUUCUCCGUCUUCUCCCUUGAAGCCAACAUCGCCAACAUCUGGAGCUCCAUCAGCCGCCUCCCGGAAGAAAUCUGGGAACAUCCGCUACCAAGAAGUGUGGACGUCGAGCACAAGUCCUCGCCAAAAGAUCCCCAAAGUGGACCUGGGCGUUGGGAGCGGCGCCGGCCCCUCCAUCCCGACUCACUGCAGCCACAAGUCGGCGCCCACUUCUCCCAUCGCCGGGCUGUCCUCCUCCAGAACUGUACCUGUGAAAUCCUCCAACUUAUCUGAGAUCAAGUUCAACAGUUUUAAUAACGCAGGCAUGCCUCCUUUUCCCAUUAUCAUCCGGGACGAGCCGGCGUACGCCCGCAGCUCCAAGAAUGCCGUAAAGGUACCGAUCGUUAUCAAUCCAAGUGCGUACGACAACCUCGCUGUGUACAAGAGCUUCUUGGGGGUCAGCGGAGAACUGGCGCAGCCUAAAGGGGGCAGCCGGGUCGCCAGCCAUACCUACGAAGAGAUUGGAUCCUCUGAGAGCGUCCAGUCGUCCUCAACGGAGAAAACUGUCUCCGGUAGAGGCACGUCGGAGAGAGCCUCUUUUGAAGAGACUAAAAGUCCUCCUGACGCAGCAUCUAAAGCGCCAAAUGUACAACCCAGAACCACUACAGACUCCAGCACUGUGACAAGCACUGUGAUGAGCUCCGCGGUCGGAGCCCUCUCUCCCACUACUCCUGCAAACUCCCCCGUCAUUCUUGCCAUUACUGCAAACCUACCUAAAGCCAGCCCUGCUGCCAACACCGUUACAAACACCUGCAAGACGAGUGGAGACGCUCCCUGCAGCAAAGAGGAGAAACCAGACCUAGCGUUGUCCCCUGGGAUAGCGGUAAGCCAAAGGGAGGAGGCCAGUGCGGUGCUUUUGCAGAUUGUGGCCUCCAUCCAGCCUCCCCAGUCUCCUCCGGCGUCGCCCUCGUCACAAGCCGACACGCUGAGCUCCGAGGAGCUGUAUGCCCUGCCGCCGGACGCCAUGAAGGAGACGCUCACCCGACCCAAAUCUCUCUUCUCCACGGCGGACGGCUGUCUGUCCAAACCCAAGAAGGACACGCCGACUAAAGUUUUGUCUAAAUCCCAGAGUGCCUCGGCUGCCGUCCCGCUAUCCAGCCCCCGGGCCGAGGCCGCCCCACCCUUCCCUCCUCCCAGAUCCACGUCUUCCCCGUACCACGCUUCCAACAUCCUCCAGAGACAUUUCGGCAACUGGACCAAGAGCUCCGGCUCCGGUUCUCCAGUGCGACCCGGCGAGGGCGAAGCGAGUCCGGGUGGCGAGGCGAGACGUGUUACCGCGGAGAGCUCCAAACCUAAACGCUGGAUCUCCUUUAAGAGCUUCUUCCGGCGGCGGAAAGACGAGGACGAGCAGAGAGAGAGGGCCGAGAGAGAGAAGGACAAAGGGAAGCUGGUCGGGCUCGACGGGACGGUCAUCCACAUGCUGCCGCCUCCGCCGGUACAGCAGCACCACUGGUUCACCGAGGCCAAACCGGAGGACCCCAACCAGAAGCCCACCAUCAUCUUCACCUACAAGCCAGAGAGCGGCAGCUCGCCCGGCGACGGCGAGGGAGAGCUGCGAGUAGAAGAGUGCAGAGAAACCACGCCGCUGUCUCCUGACGAGAGUAAAGACCCUCUGAGCCCGGCCCGCAGUGAUGUCAUCAGCAACGACUGCAGCCAGGUCCCGGGGGGGUCCGUUCUGGAUCAGUACCGCGAGCCGCCGGCCGCCACCUCGCUGCCCGCCAGAGUGAACCUGGGGCUGCUGCUGGGGGACGCCCACCGUGGCGCCAGCGAGGGCAGCGCCAGCCUCGGGGAGCCGGAGGAGGAUGGGAACCAGAGCCACCAGUCCCACUCCCCCGCCUCCAGCCAGCGCAGCGCCACCUACAGCAACCUGGGUCAGUCCAGAGCCAACAUGAUCCCCCUGAAACAGCCACGAAACACCAAAGCCUCCAACGACACUUUGGCCUCCAUCGACCUGGACCUCGCCGACCAGCCGGCCCCUAAGUCCACCCCGCCGCCGCUGCCCAAGAAAAACGUUCCCCGCUCCAACACCGAACCCAGUCUGGGAGGCAAAGAGUCGGUCCAGGGAGGCCUGAGACCUCGAGCCGAGGCCCGACCCGGAGGCACCAACCUGAGCGUUGCCAACCCCAUCUACGACCUGGACUCCACCUGGGAGACGGCGAGCCAGAGCUCCUCUCUGAGCUCCGAGCCUCACCGAGUCCAGGACCACGAGAGCGGGGACUCCCUGGAGAGGCCGUCGGCCGGGUCGGCCAGCAAGGCCCGCCCCGCUAACAGCGUGCCCUCCCUGGCUCCACAGCCUGCACCAGCUGCAGCCGGCGCCACGGCGAGCCGCGAGAGGAGGGCCUACCUGAGCACGGAGUCGCUGGCGGGCCGGGGCCGGGCGGGACGGGGAACCGCCGCCGGAGGCUCCAAACCCCAGAGACCGGCUCUGUACAGGGGGCUGGACAGCUGGGACGAGGUGGUGGGGAGGAUCCGGGGGCUCCACACCGACACGCUGCGGAAGCUGGCGGCCAAGUGCGAGGACCGAUUCAUGGCGGGGCAGAAGGACCACCUGAGAUUCGGCACCGACAGCUGGUCCCACUUCAGACUGACCACCGGGAAGCCGUGCUGCGAGGCGGGAGACGCCGUGUACUACACCGCCUCCUACGCCAAGGACCCGCUGGUCAACUACGCCAUCAAGAUCUGUCGGAGCAAAGUGAAGGAGACGCAGCAGCAGUUCUUCCACAGCCUGGCGGUGAGACAGAGCCUCGCCCUGCACUUCAACAUCCAGCAGGACUGUGGACACUUCCUGGCCGACGUCCCCGCCCGCCUGCUGCCCUGGGAGGAGGAGGAGGAGGACGGCGAGGAGGAGAAGGACAAGGAGGAAGAGGAGGAGGAGGAGGAAGACGUAAACGGACUGAAGGAGAAAGAGAUUAAGACUGAAACAAAAAAGGUGUUGGACUCGAAAGCUUCAAACGGUAAACUAGACGACAGUCAGACAGCCGGACACAUGAACACGGUGGGCCGGCUGCAGAGCCGGGUGGUGGUGAUCACCCGCGAGGUGCCGUUCCAGACGGUGGCCGACUUUGUGAAAGACGGCGCCGCACGCCACGCGCACAACCCGGAGCUGUACGAGCGGCAGGUGUGUCUGCUGCUGCUGCAGCUGUGCUCCGGCCUGGAACACAUGAAGCCGUAUCACGUGACGCACUGCGACCUGCGGCUGGAGAACCUGCUGCUGGUGCACAGCCAGCCGGGCGCCGGCGCCUGCAGCCCGGACGCCCUGGAGCCCAACAACAACAGCAGCAACAGCAGCGCCGGCUCUGCUGCAACCAGCGCCGCCACCGCUGCAGCCAACGCCACGUGCCCCGCCCGCCUCAUCAUCAGCAACUUCUCCCAGGCCAAACAGAAGAGCACCCUGAUGGCGGCGGACCCCGGCACGCUGCGCGACCAGUCACGCCUGGCGCCGGAAAUCGUCACGGCGACUCAGUACCGCAAGUGCGACGAGUUCCAGACGGGGAUCCUCAUCUACGAGAUGCUGCACCGGCCCAACCCGUUCGAGGAGACGCCGGAGUUGAAGGAGCGCGAGUACACGUGGGCGGACCUGCCGCCGCUGCCCGCCAGGUCGCUGUACUCACAGGGUCUACAGCAGCUCGCCCGCCUGCUGCUCACCGUCAACCCGUCCGAGAGGAUCCGCAUGUCGGAGGCGCGGGCCUGCCUGCAGUGCCUCCUCUGGGGCCCCCGGGAGGACCUGUUCCAGGCGCUGGGCUGCAGCAGCUCGGGCCCCGUGUCGGGCGCCACCGCCAGCCAGCGCGAGGCCACCCUGCAGAACUGGCUGGACCUGAAGCGGACUCUGAUGAUGAUCAAGUUUGCGGAGCGCUCGCUGGACGCGGCGUGCGGCGUGAGCCUGGAGGACUGGCUGUGCUGCCAGUACCUCGCCUUCGCCACCACGGACACGCUGAGCCGCGUGGUGCACAUCCUGCAGCAGCCGCAGACACAAACACACCCGACACACUCGACUCCGUCGCAGCCGCUCUGAGCUCCUGCAGCCAGCGUCACUAUGGCAACAGAUCCAACUUCCCCCGUGCGGUCCCCCGGCUGCUAAUGUGUGAUGUGAGCUCAUCGUCGGCUUCGUGCUGCAGCAGAAAGGAGACGAGCUCCGACUCUUCUCACAUCCAAAAACAUCAGACAUCAGUUCUCUUCAUUCAUUCUGCUCCUCAUCUGUUUCUGCAGCUGGUCACAGAAAAUAUUAUCUUACUUUUUAUGUGUUUAUCAGCCAAAUUCUGCAACACAACUACAGAUCAGAUAGAGAUGGAGAUGAAUGGAUGGCAGUCUGUCUCCAGGGUUCAUCUGAGGCUGUCAAAUUAGUUUUUAAGGUGUAUAAAAAGGCCCAAAAGCACUGAGAGAACCUGUGUUUCUAGUUCUGGAUGUGACUUACGGAUCAUUUUCAAUAGUUUUUUUAUUUGAGUAGCCUGUAAUGUUACACACAGCAGGAGAACUGUUGGUCAACAGAGAUAGAAAAGCAUUUAUUUUUUACUUUCCACAUCAAACUCUGUUCAGUCAUGCUGUUGUUGUAGUGACGUCUGAUGACCAGCAGGUGUCAGUAAAUGUUCCCUCUAAGCUUUUAUUUGUCUUACUUUUACUUUAGUCUGACUUGUUGCCAAACAGCAGAUCAAAUUUAUUUAUCAAGAUCAUUUAGAAACAAGUCAAAGUGCUGCAGGGAGCGGAGCAGCUCCAUCAGGUCACAGAAAAAAAGAAACGCUGAUUAAAAAACAGUCAAGCACAAACCAGCUGAUGGUGAAUAACGAGCAUCAUUUAUUCGUU